AACGUGACAUCGGAACUUAAGAUGCCGUUGACUCGUUCGCAAGCCGCCGGGGCAGCUGAGGCGGCGGAUGCAGAGGAAGUGGGGACUUCUGUUACUUCGAGAGCUAGUGGGAUCCAUGAGUUACAGGAUCAGCUUGCGAUGUUGACGGAUUUGGUUACUCAGCAGGCUGCAGCAGCACGACAGCAGAUGGAUGCCGUGCGUCGGCAGGAGGACAGGAUAAAGAGGUUAGAGGAUCUGUUACUGCGACAGACGACCGACAGAGAGAUUCCAGCUUCUGUACUCCCAGAUUCUGUACCUAUAGCACCAGAGAGGGGCACCACAGUGAGAGCACAGUCACCUGUACUUGACACACCCCCAGUAGCUCCGAGGGCAGAGACCCGACAGGAGACAGUAGUACCACCACCAGUACCUGUAGCAGCAGCUGGGACAGUGUUACCCGAGAUGGUGGGGGUUGAGGAGCGAGAGCGGAUGAUGGAACGACUGAAUGAAUUUCGUCGCUGCAACCCUCGUAUCUUUGAUGGGGAGAAGGCGGAUCAUUGGGUAGUUGAAAAAUGGCUGAUGCAUAUGGAAAAGCUAUUUUAUGACACUUUUGUUGAGGAAUUGGUCCAGGCGUCAAACCUCUCUACUUACCGGGAUGUAGUAAACCGGGCCUUGAUCGUCGAGAAAGGGGCAGAGAUAAUGAAGGAAAGAGAUGUUGUGGAUCGAAGCAAAGGCAAGAGACCAGCAGCCGAGAGCAGUGGUCAGCAGUCCUUUAGGAGACCCCCAAAGUAUCCGAGGGGCCAGUCAGGCUAUCAUCAGCUCAAGAUUAAGCCUGAAGAUGUUUCUGAGACUGCCUUUAGGACACGAUUCGUGGUAGUGUUUAUUGAUGACAUCUUGAUAUAUUCUCGAAGUGACAAGGAGCAUGAAGACCAUUUGAGAAUGGUGUUACAAGAUAUUAUCGAAGGUUUGUCGAGGGGUUUGCAAAGAUAUCUACUCCUCUCACUCGACUCACACAUAAAGGAGCUAAAUUCCUCUGGAAUGAAGCUUGCGAAAGAAGCUUUCAAGAGCUGA
Molecule: messenger RNA, 1050 nt
Organism: Ananas comosus (pineapple)
Lineage: Eukaryota; Viridiplantae; Streptophyta; Magnoliopsida; Poales; Bromeliaceae
Exons: 6
Coding region: 22-1050 (342 amino acids)
Source: RefSeq, a predicted model, not a curated record